AUGUCUUAUCCCCAAGAAACCUUCCACCGCACCCAUUUCACCCCCGGCUCGUUCUGGGCCAAACGCCGCGCUGUAGCAUGGCAGACCACCCUGCCCGCCCAGCUGGCCAUCCUCAAGUCGACAGGCCGAUACGACGCCUUCAGGAUGAAAUGGCAUCCUGUCUAUGCAGAGGGCCAUCGCGCGCUCUUCUGGGACUCCGACGUCGGGAAAUGGUUGGAGAGUGCGUGCUACUUCCUCGCUGAGCGGGCGCAGGACCCAGAUUACAGUCGAAUGGAUAAAGAGGGGGAUGGGCUUAUCGAUGAGGCUGUCAGGGAACUCACGGCGAUGAUCGGCACCGCGCAGUGUAGAGAUGGGUAUUUGAAUAUUCGCUUCACGGUCGUCGAGCCGGGGAAGCGGUUCACGAAUAUCCGCGAUUUACACGAGUUGUACAAUGCUGGCCAUCUGCUCGAGGCAGCGCUCAUUCACCACCAGCAUUACCAGAACGACCUUCUGCUGAGCCCGAUGCUCAAGUACGUGGACCUCUUGUGUGAGACGUUCGGCCCCGGUCCAGAUCAGAUCCAUGGGUAUCCGGGUCAUCCAGAGAUCGAGCUGGCUUUGCUUCGGCUAUACGAACGUACGGGGCACAAGAAUGCCUUGAAACUAGCCCAGUUCUUCAUCACCGAACGGGGGAACCCCAACGGGCCUCAGGGCCAGCAUUUCUACCUCACCGAGGCAGAGCAACGCGGCGAACAUCCUGCCGAGCGCCCGUGGAAGGAUGCCUCGGAGUUGAGGCUUCCGUACUGGUACCAGCAGGCACACCAGCCGAUUCUGGAACAGCAGACCAUCGAAGGCCAUUCGGUGCGAGCCAUGUACCUUCUGACGGCCGUGGCAGACCUGGUUCGGAUUUCGCGCAGCAGCACAGACGUAAGGGAUUGUGAAGGUUACAAGACGGCCUGUGAGCGUCUCUGGAACAACAUGGUCGAUAAAAAGAUGUACCUCACCGGAGGCAUCGGCUCCAGAUCGGAGUGGGAGGGGUUCGGUGUCGAUUACCUCCUUCCCCAGGGUUGGGACGAAGGAGGGUGCUACGCCGAAACCUGCGCCAGUAUCGGGGUCAUGAUGAUGGCCGAGCGGAUGCUGCAGCUGGAUCUUGACGGGAAAUACGCCGAUAUCAUGGAGCUAGCGCUGUACAAUACCGUUCUGGGCAACAUGAGCCAGGAUGGCAAGGAGUUCCUCUAUGAGAACCAUCUGGCUAGCUGCCCGCGGCGCCCGAUGAAGCGAGAAUCCUGGUUCGACUGUGCCUGUUGUCCACCGAACGUUGCUCGAACCAUGGGGAUGCUGGGUGGGUAUAUGUGGUCAACGGAGGUGAAGGGAAAGGACGUGACUAUUAACGUGCAUCUGUUCAACCCGGCAACAUUGAAGUUCCAGGUGGGCGAGCAUACAGUCACACUGCAGCAAAGAACCAACUGGCCCUGGAACGGCACCGUUGUCUUUGUUCUCGACGCUCCAUCUUCCCUCAAUAUCACCAUUCGCCUGCGAGUUCCGGCUUGGACUGUUCCGUUCGAAGAUGGAAGUCGUGUCCAGAUCCGCCCUGAGUUGCCAGCACAAUCUAUUUCAAAGUCUUAUCUCAUGCUGCCGCCCGAAUACACCUCCCAGCAUGUCAAGAAAGAGAUCGAAGUCUCAUUCAGCAAGCAAAGCAUGGCUCCUCGCCUUGUACGUCCACAUCCGUACACCAGUCUCGACACGGUAGCCGUCGCUCGAGGACCCCUGAUCUAUUGUGCCGAGGAUGUGGAUAACGACUGGGUGAACGACCACUUCAAGUCCACUGCCAUCUCGAGGAAUGCCCAUCUGCAAGAAAUCGUUCAACAUAAUGAUUUCCUUGACGAAGACUUCCUCAUGAUCAAGACCACAGGCGUGAAGUUGAACGAGGAACAGUAUUCCAAUCGGUCGAACGGAGUGUUUCCUGGAUUUGCCGUGACCCAGCCAGUAGAGCCGCAGGGAGAGCAGGUCCCUCUUAUUCUUGUCCCGUAUUACUACCGGGGCAACAGAGGAGGACGAGGCCAUAUGAGAGUAGGAUUCAAGAGAUCUGAUUAG
Penicilliopsis zonata CBS 506.65 is the source of this 2070-nucleotide messenger RNA. RefSeq lists its product as hypothetical. The coding region runs from base 1 to 2070 and encodes 689 amino acids. The record is from RefSeq and is a predicted model, not a curated record. Lineage: Eukaryota; Fungi; Ascomycota; Eurotiomycetes; Eurotiales; Aspergillaceae. The transcript has 3 exons. Gene Ontology annotation, biological process: carbohydrate metabolic process.